Strongylocentrotus purpuratus (purple sea urchin) is the source of this 4661-nucleotide messenger RNA. RefSeq names its product ATP-binding cassette sub-family F member 1 (gene abcf1). The transcript is spliced from 25 exons. NCBI's taxonomy places the organism in Eukaryota, Metazoa, Echinodermata, Echinoidea, Camarodonta, Strongylocentrotidae. The coding region runs from base 9 to 2288 and encodes 759 amino acids. The record is from RefSeq and is a predicted model, not a curated record. Gene Ontology annotation, molecular function: ATP hydrolysis activity; ATP binding.
AUGAUCUCAUGAACAAAAUGAAACAAAUGGAUCUUGAGGAUGAAAUGGAAGAAGAUGAAGAGGAAGAAGAAGAGGUUCAAAAGAAGCAACCAAAAGGCAAGAAAGGAAAGAAGCAGGCACCCCAAAAAGUCUUUGCCCUCCAGGAUGAAAUGGAGAAUGGUGAUGAUGAGGAGGAGGAAGAUGAUGCAGAGGAGACCCCAGCUCCAUCAAAGAAAGAGGAUGCUGCUCCAAAAGAAGUAACUCCUCCUGCUAUCGCCAAGGAUGAACCAGCAGAAGUUGAGGAACCAGCUCCCAGUAAUGUGAAGAAAGACAAGAAAAAGAAAAAGAAAGGUCGCUUUGAUUUCCUUGAGGAGGUACAGGACGAGGUGGAAGAGGAGAAGAAGGUGGAAGAGAAGAAGAUUAAACCAUCUAAACAAGAAGAAGAUGAUGACGAGGAUGAUGAAUCAAAGGAGGAGGAACUACAAUUCUCUUAUAUGGACGGAGAAGAUGUAGCUCCCAAAGAGGAGGAGAAAGGAGCUAAGAAGAUGAGCAGAAAGGAGAUGAAGAGACAGAAAAAAAAGGAGCAAAUGAAACUGGAGCUGCUUGAAGAUGGAGACCUGUCUAACUUCUCUCUGUCUCAACAAGCAACUAACGUCAAAGGAGCUGCCCUGGAGAACGCUAAAGAUAUCAAGGUUGAGAAAUUCUCUAUUUCUGCUGCUGGCAAGGCACUGUUUGUGAACGCAUCACUUACCAUCGCUCAGAGCCGGCGCUAUGGCCUAGUAGGACCCAAUGGGAUGGGGAAAACAACUCUCCUUUCACAUAUAGCAGGAAGGAAAUUAGCGAUACCACCCAAUAUAGAUGUGCUUUUAUGUGAACAGGAUGUGAAAGCUGAUGACACCCCUGCCUUCCUAGCUGUAUUGAAUGCUGAUAAGAAGAGAUUAGCACUGCUAAAGGAGGAAAAAGAAUUAUUAGAAGAAAAUGAGAGAGGUGACCAUUCCAAGUCAGAAAGACUGAAAGAGGUUUAUGAGGAAAUGGAGGUCAUUGGAGUAGCAUCUGCUGAGGCUCGAGUCAGAAGAAUUCUUGCUGGUCUAAGUUUCACACCCGACAUGCAGAAGAAACCAACCAAGGAUUUCUCUGGAGGAUGGAGGAUGCGUGUAUCACUUGCAAGAGCUCUUUUCAUGGAACCAACUCUUCUCUUACUUGAUGAACCUACAAAUCAUCUCGACCUCAAUGCUGUCAUCUGGCUUAACAGUUACCUUCAAUCUUGGAAGAAGACACUCCUUAUAGUUUCUCACGACCAGACAUUUUUAGACGAAGUGUGUACUGAUAUCAUUCACUUAGAUAUGCAGAAAUUACAAUACUACAAAGGAAAUUACAAUACAUUCAAGAAAAUGCUGGGCCAGAAGAGGAAAGAACAGAUGAAAGACUAUGAGAAACAGGAAAAGCUGUUGAAGAGUUUGAAAAGUCAUGGCAAGUCCACAAAAGCUGCUGAGAAAGAGACGCGUGGCCAGCAAAAGAGGAGGAACGACAAGGGUAAGAAGAAAGGAGAUCCUACGGACGAGGAUGUAGGGCCGCAGGAGCUUCUCAAGAGACCUAAAGAAUACGUUGUGAAAUUCACCCUCCCGAACCCUCCUAGCCUGAGUCCGCCCAUCCUAGGAAUAUAUGGUGUUACCUUUGGUUAUCCUAACCAGCCCAAGUUAUUUGUUGACUGUGACUUUGGUGUGGACUUGGCAUCAAGAGUUGCAAUAGUUGGACCGAAUGGAGUUGGAAAAAGUACAUUCCUGAAUCUACUCAAGGGUGAAAUUGAACCUCUGAAAGGAGAGGUCCGUAAGAAUCACAGGUUACGUAUUGGAUCGUACAGCCAACACUCUGCAGACCAGCUUACUAUGGAUGUCAGUCCUGUAGAGUACCUACAGACAAAAUACAACCUGCAGUACCAGGAUAGCCGUAAGCUCUUGGGCCGAUUUGGACUGAUCAGUCAUGCCCACACCAUCAAGACCAAAGACCUGUCCGGUGGUCAGAAGUCAAGGGUAGCCUUUGCUGACCUGUGCCAGAGCCAACCAGAUAUCAUUAUCUUGGACGAACCUACUAACAACUUGGAUAUUGAGUCUAUCGAUGCCUUGGCUGAUGCUAUCAACAAAUAUACUGGAGGAGUAAUCAUUGUGAGUCACGACGCCAGACUGAUCACUGAGACGGAUUGCCAGCUGUGGGUCAUCGAGGACCAGAACAUCAACGAGAUCGAUGGUGGCUUUGAUGACUACAAACAUGAACUCCUACAAGAACUUGGAGAGACUGUUGACAAGAAAUGAUCAAAACUUGACAUGGACUCUGACUGACUGUUAUGUCGACCAUCAACAGCAUGAAUGUUGCAUGCUGGUCCAACAGUAGAAAAUUGCUUCCAAGAACAGGACUUGGGAUACUUCAUCACCUUAAAUUUCAGAAAACUUGAAUUUGACUUCUUCAAAUUUAAUGUUUCAAUAAUGGGGAACAAGAUAUAUUCGAUAUGUCCUUCUUCAGGAAAGAAUACUGAUUGGGGUAUUAAAACAUUAGUCAGUUAAGUGAUCAUGGUAACAAAAUUUGAUAAUUUACUCAAUUCCUAAUUUGUCUUUAAAUGGUCUUUAAUUAUGUAACGUUCAUGAAAGUUUUUCAUGGUGCAAUGUUUUCACUCUCUUCAUUGAAAAUAUGAUGUAUUUUCACUCUAUUUAUGCUUCUCCUUAUAAACCUAUCCUAUAGUCUGUUACAAACCCAAACAAAUUUGUGCUUCAUAUGACAAAUGUUUUAACUUGAACAUAGAAAACCCCAAAUCAAUAACUUAUUUUGGUUUUGUCAUGGUUCUGGCUUUCUUUCUUUUUUAAUCUUAAACCACCUAAAUUUACAUGUUGUAUUCUAAAAACUAUGUUAUUUUUGUGUUGCAUUAGUAAAGCAAUGUUAAUUGUUUUAACAAAUCAAAAUGAGGAGAAUUCAUUGGUAAUAUUUUCACAGUGUUGGACGCAUAAGCGUACAGUUAAAUAUCUACAAAAGCACCAAUGUUAAGUGUUUAUUCCAUUCAAUUUCAGUUUGUUAUGACAAUGAGUCGGCUAUCUGCAAGAAAGCUGGAACAGCUAUGUAUUCUCAAUGGUAGUACACGUAAUAGCCUCCCUGUUAGUAGUGGACGAUAUAACAUCAUUUCUCUAACGUGGCAGAUAGUGUCAUUUUCAGAAUAGGGCCUGAGGUUUCUAAAAUAGCACAUAGAGUCUGUGGCCCCUGGAUACAUACAACAGUAUGUUUAUACUAUCUAUCUUUGCUCAAGUAAAAUAAACAAACAUAAAAUCAAUAUUCUUUACAUACUGGCAUAUAAUUGAGGUUUAUAGCUAUUGUUGGCUACACCUGUGUGUGUAUUUUGAUUGCACACAUGUUUCUAUUCACCGGUGGCAGUCGUGACCUUGUCCAAGACGUGUCUUUUGUUCUGCAAUGGUAUUGAUUUAUGCGAUGAUCAUUACUGGUUUGGCUGAUUUGAGUAACAAUCAAAUUUAAACUGUGUGGCAACGCAACCAGUCAUGAAUUGAGACUGUUGCAGAGGCAAUUUGAAAUGAUUAGAAUGAUCAAGGGAUCAGAAUUGUGAAUCCAGCCAUGAAAUUGGUUAAUAUGAAAAAUUAUUUGGUUUGAUUAUGAAUAGUAAUGAAUGAAAGUCUUCUUGAAUUCUAAAGAAUUCAAAUAAAGGGCUAUAUACAGCUUGUAACUAAAUGAACUCCUUUCUUUCUUUCUUUCGUCCUUUUUUCUUUGUUUAAAUUUGUCAUUGUGACUGAUAAGGCAAGGGUACAUUGGAAGCACACAAAACAAUUAUAUUAUAAUGAUAUAAUAUAAGAAAUGCAUAUUAUUAUUACUUAUAUUAUGAUUCAUUUCUCUCCCAUUUUGCAUUCCCACAACUAUGUAUCCAUGUCUAGUUUGGGAGAGAGUUGAAGGAAAUUGUGAUUUUGUUGCAUGUUUCUGGAUGCAGUUUGCAUCUAAAACUUUAUAAUAAAAGAACUUUGAAUGAAGGAUGGAGCUUUCAUGAAACAGUCAAUGAAGAUCUGUAUUAUUUGUAUCCUUCUGUCAGCAUUACCAUGGAUACAUCACAACUAUGGUAAUCAAGUUUAUUUCUAGUUCUAUUCCAUAGUCAUUGGCUCAACCCUAGUCAGCUUUUUUCAUGAAAUCCUGGGAAUUUAUUCCUUCAUAUUAUGUAGAGUCCAGAAUUAUUGUUUUGUAAGGUUGCUAAAAGGUAGUAUCGAUUCUUUACUGUGAUUGACUUCUGAAAUGUCUCAUUCCCAUAGGCUUUAAUACAGGAACCAUAAUUUGGUUCCAGUAGGCAAUUUGUUAAAUCUUUUAGAAAGUUAUUCAGAAGAUUUGAAUUAUAAUCUUCAUAAUUAUGCUACAGGGUGUUUUCAUUUUCCUUCACGCUGUAAGAAGGCAACAGAAACUUUGCUAAAAACAUAUUGAUACAAAAGUUGACGAAAUUCCAUAUUUCUUUGGUUAAUUUUUCAUAACAUUACAAACUGGCUUUAAAAUACAUGUAACAGAUCAGAUGCAUUAAUUUACUCUUAACAGCAUGUGACCAUUUUGUUUGAUUCAGUUGAUAGUCAUUUUACUCAGGUUCAACUUUUGUUUGAAGAUUGACUAUGGUGACGUAUGAAACAAAUAAAUAAAAAUAUAUAGAAGCAUGUAAA